UCUCUCCCGGUGGCUUCAGUCGUGACCAGCGCCGCUCGUUGUCGUCGGCGGCUCUCGCUCCCUCCCUCGGUCCGUCGGUGUGUGUGUGUGUGUGUGGCGGCCCCGCACCAGCUAAACACAUACAUUUACAGGUCGGGGAAAAGCCCCACACAAUACUGAAAAGAUGAAGACCAGGUUGUUGUUCUGUCUGCUGGUGGCGGCGGUGGCGGCGGAGCCCAGCGUCUAUUUUACCGAGAACUUUAACGAUGGAGAUGCCUGGACACAGAGAUGGGCUGAAUCGAAGCACAAAACUGAUUAUGGAAAAUUCAAGCUGACUGCUGGCAAAUUUUUCGGUGAUGCAGAGAACGAUAAAGGACUCCAGACAAGUGAGGAUGCCAGAUUCUAUGCACUGUCAGCAAGGUUUGACCCCUUCAGCAAUGAAGGGAAGACCCUUGUUGUCCAAUUCACAGUCAAGCAUGAGCAGACCAUCGACUGCGGAGGUGGCUACGUAAAGAUCUUCCCUUCAGGCCUUGACCAAGCUGAUAUGCAUGGAGACUCGGUCUACAAUAUUAUGUUUGGCCCUGACAUCUGUGGCCCAGGAACAAAGAAAGUCCAUGUCAUUUUCAACUACAAAGGAAAGAAUCACUUAAUAUCCAAGGAUGUUCGUUGCAAGGAUGAUGAAUUCACACAUCUGUAUACCCUUAUCGUCCGUCCUGACAAUUCUUACGAAGUAAAAAUUGACAACCAGAAAGUAGAAUCGGGUAGCUUGGAAGAAGACUGGGAUUUCCUGCCACCAAAGACGAUUAAAGAUCCAGAAGCCAAGAAACCAGAGGACUGGGAUGAGCGUGCAAAGAUUGAUGAUCCCGAGGAUGUAAAACCUGAGGACUGGGAUAAGCCAGAGCAUAUUCCUGACCCUGAUGCCAAGAAACCUGAAGAUUGGGAUGAUGAGAUGGAUGGGGAAUGGGAGCCACCUAUGAUUCAGAACCCCGAGUACAAGGGUGAAUGGAAACCAGCACAGAUUGAUAAUCCAGAUUACAAAGGAAAAUGGAUUCAUCCUGAAAUUGACAAUCCAGAGUAUACUCCAGACUCCAACCUGUACAGUUACAAAGAUAUCUCUGUGAUUGGCCUGGAUUUGUGGCAGGUUAAAUCUGGAACAAUAUUUGAUAACUUCUUAAUCACAGAUGAUGAAAAAUAUGCUGAGAAGGUUGGAAAGGACACCUGGGGAAACACCAAGGAUCCUGAAAAGAAAAUGAAGGAGCAACAGGAUGAAGAGGAGAGGAAGAAACGCGAGGAAGAGGACAAGAAAGAUAAGGUGGACGAUGAGGGUGAUGAUGAGGAAGACGAAGAUGAUGAUAAGGAAGAAGAAAAGGAGGAGGACGACGAGGGAGAGGAGGACGAGGAAGAAGAAACAGAAGCUGUUCCUAAAGAUGAGUUGUAAAGAAUGUAGUAUACUGUUGGGAGAUGAAAUGGCAGCAGGGCAAUGUACAGAGAACCUUUACACAAGCAAUUGGGACCCCUUAUUGGAAUGUGCUCUUUUCAUUUUUGUUUACAAAAGGUUACAAACAUGUGGCUUGGGUUCUUUUAGUUUGGGCUUGGAAGCAAGGGACAGUUUAUUUCCUGUUUAAAACAAAAUGCAUCCACAGAAGGGACUAAUCUAGAAAUUGAGUACUAAAUUACUGAAGGUUUUGCCUUCAAUGUGGGUUGGGGGAAGCAGCAGUUCCAAUGUGAAUGUGGAACUAGAUUGUUUUGCACAAUGACGACAUCCACUUGACUGCAAUGAAGUAGCCACAAUUUAAGUCUGGAAAUCAACUGAGCGGCAUUUAUCAAUACAGGCUUCAUCAAUAUUUUUUUUGACUGGGGAUUUUCACUUUGGUUUUCGAAAGGGUCAACCCCUCAGUAAAAUGUUUUGCAGUCAUUUCAGGCUUGGUAGGGUUUCCAUGCUGUUGAUUUAACUUGUUUCUAUGUGUCUUGUACACUGAAGAGUGUAUUUAAGCCUGUCUGAAAUUUUGCAGUUGAUGCCUGUUGAUUUUCCAGCACGCACUGGUUCAGAUUUAUUCAACCACUUGGUUCCUUAAACGAUUAAAUCUGGUGGUGGGUAUUUUGCAUUCAAUGGGAAUGAUCUGAAUUAAAUUAGAACAUUUUCACUUCCAUGGGUUUACCAUUAACGGGCUUCAACUGUAAGUGUAAUUGUACAACUGCCUUUGCUCAUUCAUUUGGAGAACAAUUAGGUCUUGCAGGACUGCACAGAUUAAAUAAUUUUUUGGCUCUUUCCAAAUCCAGGGUCUACUUUGUAUUUUGCAUUCUUUAUAUAGGGGUUUCAAGAGGAGGAGGAAAAUCUUUAUUUCCAAAAAAUACAAAACAAAACUUAAUUUCUGUACAGACCAAGACUAAAGUUUGUCAUUUUAAUCUGUUAUUUAAAUGUUGUAAAUUGGUGAAUUAAUCGAUGACCGUGUUUUUGGAAAACUUAAGUUCUGUGUGCAAUACAGAUACGUUUGAUCACAUUUCUACAAUAAAUACCAAAUGGAAGUGA
Leucoraja erinaceus (little skate) is the source of this 2509-nucleotide messenger RNA. Its product is annotated as calreticulin-like. Gene Ontology annotation, cellular component: endoplasmic reticulum; endoplasmic reticulum membrane. Gene Ontology annotation, molecular function: calcium ion binding. Lineage: Eukaryota; Metazoa; Chordata; Chondrichthyes; Rajiformes; Rajidae. Gene Ontology annotation, biological process: protein folding. The coding region runs from base 164 to 1417 and encodes 417 amino acids. The record is from RefSeq and is a predicted model, not a curated record. The transcript has 9 exons.